Molecule: messenger RNA, 1384 nt
Organism: Amorphotheca resinae ATCC 22711
Lineage: Eukaryota; Fungi; Ascomycota; Leotiomycetes; Helotiales; Amorphothecaceae
Exons: 3
Coding region: 94-1350 (418 amino acids)
Source: RefSeq, a predicted model, not a curated record
GUUCAGGCCGAUCGAUGUCCUUGGGUGGUACUGGCGGACUCGUGUUCACGGCAUACAGGUGGAGACUCGAUAUUAUGGGCGCACAUCCUGUUGAUGAUGCUUUCUUUUGGCAUCAUAUUCCCAACUGGAAUGGUCCUUGGUAUUGUUCGAAACCGGUGGCACGUACCGCUGCAAGUCUUCGGAACAGUGAUUGCGGUGGUUGCUUACUUCCUGGGACACCUACACAAAGGACGAACCUUUGCGCCGAACAUCCACUCCACUUUCGCGAGUAUGCUGAUGCUUAUGCUGAUAGCGCAAAUUGGCUUCGGUGCCUAUCUCAAACUCCAUCUCGAAAAAGGCUUCAAUGGGAAGCUACGGAAAGUUGUAGUUUACGGACAUGGAAUUCUGGGAAAGCUUAUGCCUAUCGCAUCUUGGGUACAAAUGCUGUUUGGCGUAAUCACUUCGUUGGGUUUCUGUCAUGAGGACCAUUUGGGUCAGUGUCUUGCCCAUUUUAUAAUGGGCAGUGCUUUCAUCGCAUAUGGAAUCCUUCUCACCAUCCUCAUGCUGGUUGGACAAAACUGGGUGAAGAGGACGGGACGGUCGCCAGAAUUCUUCGACUCGACGGUCAUUGCUGCAUGGGGUUGCGUCAACACUUUCACGGAGCAUAGGUGGGGAAGCGAAUGGGCCGGCAACGACAUUCAGCAUACCACUAUGGGUGUUAUCUGGUGGUGUGCCGGUCUCGCCGGGGUUUGGCUCAGCAGGAAGAGAGACGGGUCCCCGAAGAGAAAUUUCAUUCCUGGUUUUGUCAUCUUGCUUACCGGAUGGGCCAUGUCUUCCCACCCGCAGCAUUUGCCCCUCAGCACAAUGAUCCACACGAUCUUUGGGUACAGUCUCAUGGGGGCUGGCCUUGCAAGAAUCAUUGAGGUUGCUUUCGUUGUAAGGGAUGCCAAUACUAUCUCCGAGGAUGGAGAUGCCAAUAGCUUCCAAUACGUUGCCCCUUUUCUGCUUUAUGCAUCUGGACUUCUCUUCUUGGGAGCAACCGAGGAGCAGCUGCAGCUCCUAUCCGACGCUGGAAUCUCUCACGUCUCCUAUGUUCUUGUGCUAUACAGCUUCGCCUUCCUGAUAUUCCUCUUCGCCAACAUGCUCACUGUUUGUUGCACCUUGUCAGAUCCGCGUCCUCCGCGACUCCCAAUUGAUCAAUCAACGUACGAUAGGAUCCGGCGACGUGUAGUGUCCCUCCUCAAUGUUAUCCAUAUGGUGGCCGUGAGCCGCAACCCCUCCAGCGGAGAACAGCAUCAUAGCUGUCGCUGCCAGGGAUGGCGCGACACGGGUCCGGGGAUUAACCAUCAUGUAAGAUCUGGUGGAUGGUAAAGAUCAGGUUAUUUCCAAUGUGGCAAUGGGCCAC